Molecule: messenger RNA, 1548 nt
Organism: Phaeoacremonium minimum UCRPA7
Lineage: Eukaryota; Fungi; Ascomycota; Sordariomycetes; Togniniales; Togniniaceae
Product: putative coatomer subunit delta protein
Exons: 5
Coding region: 1-1548 (515 amino acids)
Biological process (GO): endoplasmic reticulum to Golgi vesicle-mediated transport; Golgi localization; retrograde vesicle-mediated transport, Golgi to endoplasmic reticulum
Cellular component (GO): cytosol; COPI vesicle coat
Source: RefSeq, a predicted model, not a curated record
AUGGUCGUCCUCGCUGCCUCCAUUUGUACCCGUGGGGGUAAAGCGGUGCUGUCGCGACAGUUCCGCGAGAUGCCUCGAUCUCGAAUCGAAGCCCUCCUCGCCUCCUUCCCAAAGCUCGCCGAUAGCAGCACGCAGCAUACGACCGUUGAGCAGGAUAAUGUUCGCUUCGUAUACCAACCGCUGGACGAGCUGUACAUGGUUCUCAUCACCAACCGCCAGUCCAAUAUCCUCCAAGACAUCGAUUCCCUACACCUCUUCGCCCAAGUCGUCACCACUACCUGCAAGAGUCUAGACGAGAGGGAGAUCACCAAAAAUGCUUACGAGCUACUCAGUGCCUUCGAUGAGCUGGUAACUCUAGGUUAUAGGGAGAACCUCACCAUCAGCCAAAUCAAGACAUUCCUGGAGAUGGAGAGUCACGAGGAGCGCAUCCAGGAAAUUAUCGCAAGGAACAAAGAAUUGGAGGCCACCGAGGAGCGCAAGAGGAAAGCCAAGCAGCUCGAGAUGCAGCGAAAGGAAUCAGCACGUAGUGGCCACGGCGGAGGUAUGGGUGGCAUGCCUCGAACUCCAGUCUAUCCAACAUACACCCCUCCGUCCCGUCCUGCUGUCACCGAUACAUAUGACACAUACGAAGCUGAGAAGAACAAGAAGUUCUCGGCGCCGAAGGCAAAGGGCAUGCAAUUGGGCAAGAAGUCCAAGACCACAGAUAUGUUCGAGCGAGUACGGGGAGAUAUGGGACCGGAAGUCGAUGAUACGCCUCUCGUGCCUGUUGCCGCGACCCCGACUGCUGUAGAGCCCGCUGCAGCCCGCACAUCCACAACCCUUGACAGGGAUGCCAUCCACGUCACCAUCUCAGAGUCUAUCACGGCCAAACUCUCACGGGAGGGUGCUGUCAACUCUAUCUCUAUCAGCGGUGAUCUGAACCUCCGCAUAUCCGAUGCCACCUUGACCAAGGUCAAGCUUGCUCUCAAUGCAACUCCCACACACGGUGCCCAAUUCCGGACACACCCUAACGUGGACCGUAACCUGUUCAACAGCUCCAAGGUCAUUCAGAUGAGUAAUACAGCCAGGGGCUUCCCCGUUAAUAACUCGGUUGGUGUCCUCAGAUGGCGCGCCACUCCUAAGGCGGACGACACAAGUGCUGUGCCGAUCAGCUUCACCGUCUGGGUUAAUAAGGGCUCUGAUGGUAGCUAUACCAUGACCGUCGAGUAUGAGCUAACCGGGGGAGACUCGCUCAAGGACGUCAGUGUUGUGAUCCCGUACUCAAGCAGCGAGCCCACAGUCUCGAGCUUCGAUGCUACGUAUGAUGUCUCAGGAGACAGCCUAGAAUGGACAAUUGGAACAGUCAAUGAGGACAACCCCAAUGGCUCAUUCGAAUUCGAGGCGCAAGCUGAUGACGAGAACGAGUUCUUCCCCAUGCAAGUUCGAUUCUCGAAGACCACGCCUUUUGUGGAUGUUGAUGUUACGUCAGUAGCUCUCGUCGAGGAAAACGAGGACGUGACGUUCUCGAAAGAGAUCAAGUCUCUUGCAGAGUCCUAUUUGAUCGAGUAA